AUGCAGACUGCUUCUACAAACAUUUGUGAAAGAAUGGGUCACUCUCAGGAGCUCAGUGAAUUCAAGUGUGGUACCGUGAUAGGUUGCCACCUGUGCAAUAAGUCCAUCUGUGAAAUUUCCUUGCUACUAAAUAUUCCACAGUCAACUGUUAGUGGUACUAUAACAAAGCAACUGGGAACAACAGCAACUCAGCCAUGAAGUGGUAGUCUAUAUAAAAUGACAAACGCACAGUGCGCAGAUGUCACUAACUGUCUGCAGUUUUAAUAACUAAAGACCUCCAAACUUCAUGUGGCCUUCAGAUUAGCACAACAAUAGUGUGUAGAGAGCUUCAUGUAAUGGGUUUCUAUGGCUGA
Staurois parvus is the source of this 353-nucleotide messenger RNA. NCBI's taxonomy places the organism in Eukaryota, Metazoa, Chordata, Amphibia, Anura, Ranidae. The record is from the annotation of a GenBank genome assembly.